CUGUGAUCUUUUGUGCUGACUCCGAAGGAGCCUGCAGUUUAUUGUGAAGCAGAAAAUAUCUGCGGACACCAUGAAUGGAGCGGAUUAUCUGCAGCAGCACAGCGCCGAGAGUCUGUCCUUCGAGGAGAUGCAGCAGAUUAACCCGCUCGGAGUCCAUCAGCAGCAGAAAGACGAGGGCAGCCAAACCUCCGAAGUUCAGCAGCUGCUGGAGAUGAAAGAGGAUCACCCUGAAUGGAGCCUCGGUCUGGACCAGCAGGACCGAGAGUCUCUGCAGAUAAAGGAGGAACAGGAAGAACUCUGGACCAAUCAGGAGGGAGAGCAGCAUAAUGGAUUGAAGGUGACUGAUGUCACCACUUUCCCAUUCACUAUUGUCACUGUAAAGAGUGAAGAUGAUGAUAAAGAGAAGUCUCAGUCUUUGCAGCUUCAUCAAAGCCAAACUGAAGACAACAGUGAGAUGGAGCCUCUGACCAGCAGCCCAGCUAAACAGGUAAAAACAGAGCCUGAUGAAGAGGACUGUGGAGGACCAGAAUCAGAAGGGAACCUUGAUACACACAUUUAUUUACAACCAAAAACUGAUGUAAAGGCUUCAGACUCUUCUGAGACUGAAGUGAGUAAUGAUGAUGAUGACUGGAAGGAGCCUGUAUCAGAUUCUGGACCUAAAACCAGACACAGUGAUGAUGUUUGGAAGGUGUGCCGACAGCGCCAACAAGUCUACAGCCAGUCACCAAACAUGAUGCAAAAAAACGUGUCAAGAUUCAGCAUCCCGCCAAUGGAAAGGAGGACUGCACGUAGAUCCAUGAAGGGAAGAGGGAGAUGGCAGAAGUGCCUGCCUGCCAGUUCCAGUUCGGACAUCACUCUAGCAACCUCUCAAUACCAGAAGGACUCAGAUGAAAACAGUGACCCCUCGCUGUCACUCAUUGCUAACGUGUCACACACAAUGCUGGAGCCGGGCUCCUCAGCCAGCCUGCACGGACGUGUUGGCCACAGAGUUGUGACCGGGGAGCCAGAGUUGGAGAUAGAAGAUGAAAAGCCAAUGGUGUCGCAUUGGCCUGGGGCCAAGAAGAGGAUCCGGAUGGAGCCAGAGGCGACUCUCUCGCCCGAACAGGAAGACCACCUCGUAGAGUGGUUUGCAGCUCACCCCUUCUUCUACGACCAGACAGCACGCGACUUCAAGGACAAGCGCAGGCGAGAGCAGCUGCUGGAUCAGAAGGCCGAGGAGCUAGGAGUUACCGGGAACUUCCUCUGGGGGUGGUUCCGCAACAUGCGGACCGUCUAUGGGAAACUAAGGAAGAAGAAGAAUGAGCAAGCGACACGACCACUGACAGCCAGGCAGCGGUGGACUUCAGAUAUGUUCAAAUUCUUGGACAAGCACAUGACCAUCCGCAGGAGCAGCCUGGGAAAGCUUCAAGGGGCACAGUCCACCAAUACCGGAGUGGAAGAGGAGGAGGAGGAAGAGGAAGAAGAAGAAGGAGACGAAGAGCCUGCGAGGUCAUCAAGUCGUCCUGGGUCUCCGUCUCCUGUUCCCUCCAGUCAAACCCCAAAGUUAAAGGGCAAGAAGGCCAAGCUCGCCAGCCGCUGCGUCAACAAGGCAGUUCUUCAAAUCCCAAACAGCAUGUCCUCACUGCAGACGGCUAUGAGGUCCCUGCAGGUAGCUAUGGAGUCCCUGCAGGCAGCUGUUGGGGGGUUGAGCAACAACCGAGUCAUGUACUGUCAAUACCUGAGCACCGAGGUGGGCAUGCUCACAGAGGAACAGUGGUCAAUGUUUCAGCAGGAGACUAUGGGGAUGCUUAUUCGUUUCCGUACUGCCCGUCAGCAGCGGCAGUCCUCAGUUCCAGUCCUCCUCCCUCCGGGCUCCAUGGAGUCGAUUCCAGGCCCGAGCAGCACUCUGCUCAGUAGUUCCUAUUUCCAGUCCCGGCCAGCACCGCCCCAGUAGCCUCUGUCCCAGCAAAUUAAUUUUUUUAUUGAAUUUGUGAACUAUUUCACAAUUUAUUUACUGAUCAUAGUUGAGUGUUUAUGUUAAUAAACAAUCAUAUUUCACUGGUACUUACUUCUUGAUUCCUUGUAUCACAGUAGUAAAACUUGUGCCUUACAGCUGCAAGACAUUUUAAUUGGCGCAAAUUUUACUUUGAGGCGGAAAGUCUCAGUUUCUUGUCGGUGUUAUGUGUAAACUUGAAAAAUAGAAAAAGCAGAUGUUUCUCAUUAUAUUGUACUUUAUACAUGGACCAUUGUGACCUUUAAAUUCUUAUAUUCUAAAUUUGAAAUUAAAAUUUCAAUUUCUUUUCAUGUGA
Messenger RNA from Neolamprologus brichardi, 2288 nucleotides. RefSeq lists its product as uncharacterized. Gene Ontology annotation, biological process: regulation of transcription by RNA polymerase II. The record is from RefSeq and is a predicted model, not a curated record. Gene Ontology annotation, cellular component: transcription regulator complex; nucleus. Lineage: Eukaryota; Metazoa; Chordata; Actinopteri; Cichliformes; Cichlidae.